AUGGCAACAAAUACAGUCAUCUACGAGCCGACUGACAAAGGCAUUACAACAAUCACCAUUAAUCGGCCCGAGGUCAGAAACGCCGUCAACCAUGCCACAUCACUAAAGCUAGCCGAGGCCUUUCAAAAGUUUGAAAACGACGCCGCCCAGAAAGUGUGCAUCUUUACAGGAGCCGGCACCAACUUUUGCGCUGGCUAUGACCUGCACGAAGUAGCCGGCAACAACAACAGCGGCGAGCUGGCUGUCGCCCGCCCGGUGGACAAGGUCAACGGAGCCUUCGGUCCCAUGGGCCCCUCGCGCAUGCAGCUGAGCAAGCCCGUCAUCGCCGCCAUUUCCGGCCACGCCGUCGCCGGCGGCCUCGAGCUGUCCCUGCUGGCCGACUUGCGCGUCGUCGACACCACGGCCGUCUUUGGCGUCUUUUGCCGUCGCUUCGGCGUCCCGCUCAUCGACGGCGGCACGGUGCGGCUCCCCAAAAUCGUCGGCCAGGGCCGGGCGCUCGACAUGAUUCUCACGGGCCGGCCCGUCGACGCCCAGGAGGCUCUGUCGUUUGGCUUGGCGAACCGCGUCGUCGCAAAGGGGCAAGCAGUCGAGGCGGCGAGGGAGCUGGCGAGGAGCUUACUGGGCUUUCCGCAAAAGUGCAUGCGGGCAGAUCUCGUGUCUGCUCAUUAUAGUGUGUAUGACGCAUCUAGUCUUGAAGAUUCAUUGCGUUUUGAGUUUGAAAAGGGCGUAUCGGUCGUGGCGGAGGAAAGUGUCCACGGCGCCCGGAGAUUUGACAAGGGCGCGGGACGUGGAGGAAAGUUUGACAAGGCGAAAAUAUGA
Beauveria bassiana ARSEF 2860 is the source of this 819-nucleotide messenger RNA. RefSeq names its product putative enoyl-CoA hydratase echA8. Bases 1 to 819 code for a protein of 272 amino acids. NCBI's taxonomy places the organism in Eukaryota, Fungi, Ascomycota, Sordariomycetes, Hypocreales, Cordycipitaceae. The transcript has a single exon. Gene Ontology annotation, molecular function: catalytic activity. The record is from RefSeq and is a predicted model, not a curated record.